GAUCCCUGGACAUGCUGCGUCUGAUGCACACUGGUCUCAAGCAAUCCCAACUGGAUGCACCCGAGCGACAUCCUUUCAAUCUCUCCAUCGUUACACAAAAUGUGAUGGUGUCAUGAGCUUCGACUCUUGGCUUACCAUCCUGCCUCUUCACAUCGCAACGGCACUGGUUUAGGUUAGCGUUCCUCGACGCACUGCGUUGGAGCGGAGUGUGGUUGGCCUGGUGCUACUGAAUGCGGUGAGAUUAUCACGCACAGGUUCUUCUUUGGUUAAUUGGUUGGUUGGUUUUUUGGGAUAUUGAUGCUGCAAGGAGGAAUUUUUGCACAUGGCGUCCCGAUGUCAGCGAUUGAAGGUGUAUGUGAAGGCAGCUACUGGCAACCCAUGCAAGCUUGGAGACUGUCCGUUUUCUCAAAGAGUGCUGAUAACGUGUGAACUGAAAAACAUUGCUUACGAUGUGAAGUUUGUCGAUCUGGACAGGAAGCCUGAAUGGUUCUUGAGGAUAAAUCCGGAAGGGAGAGUUCCAGUUAUCAAAAUUAAUGGAGACUACAUACCCGACUCAGAUAUCAUCGUGGACGUUCUGGAGAAGUCGUACCCCUAUCCCCCUCUUUCUACCUGUCGAAACAUCACUUGCAGGGGCCAGAACAUCUUCCCGGCCGGAAUGGCGUUCUUCAAGAGCAAAAACCCCAGGUGCGAUGGCACAGAAUCGCAGUUCGUAUGCGAGCUUGACCACAUGAACCAUCACCUUUGCAACGAGGGUCCAUACAUAGCGGGGCAAUACGUGACCUCGGCCGACAUUGCGCUGGCGCCACAGCUGUAUGUCUUGCAGACCGCCCUGGCAUACUACAAGAACUGGACCAACUUCGAGCAAUUCUACCCUGCCUUGAACCUAUUCAUGAAGAAUAUGUAUGCGCUUCCGGCCUUCAUGCAAACAGCUCCUGCACCUGAGGUGGUGAUCCAAGGCUGGGCCAAGCACUGGUCAUGCUAGACUGCACGAGUGCCGCAAAGGACGGUUCUGUGUUCCGUUUGGAUUAGGUACGAUGUUACAAUCUUUCAUCAGAUACUCUUCAAAUUGUUCAAGACAACAAGACGAAGGCAACACAGCCACAAUUAGUCAAAGAAUUCCCCGCUUUGUUUAUAUUGCAUGAGAUUUGCACACCACUGUCAGUUUAAUAAUGUGGCCUGGAGAAUUGGGUACAGACCAAAUACUUGCCGAUUGUUCUGCAAGUGGUUGUUUAACUUUGUAUGCAUCAAAUAAAUGAUUCCUGUAUCAUUGCA
Molecule: messenger RNA, 1272 nt
Organism: Physcomitrium patens
Lineage: Eukaryota; Viridiplantae; Streptophyta; Bryopsida; Funariales; Funariaceae
Product: glutathione S-transferase DHAR1, mitochondrial
Biological process (GO): ascorbate glutathione cycle; cellular oxidant detoxification; protein glutathionylation
Molecular function (GO): glutathione dehydrogenase (ascorbate) activity
Source: RefSeq, a predicted model, not a curated record